AUGCUGAGUCCCACUAUGGAGAUCCCUAUCAACCGUAACGGAGACACGAGGACGCUGGCGGAGGAUGACAGCCUUGAACAAGUUGCUAAGCUACAGUGGAGCUUAGAUGAGAAGGACCUACAGCAGGUGAUGGUGUCUGGACCCAAUCUGAAUGAGACCAGUAUUGUAUCUGGAGGUUAUGGGGGUACAGCUGAGGGAAUCAUUCCUACCAGCUCCAUUAAAGGUUCCAGUAUGCAGGACAGUAGAAGCAGCACUGCAGAAGAGGCCUCCAGAGGAGUGGCUGUAGAGAAACUGGACUUCAUGAAGCAAUGGGGCCUCAACACCUACAAGUGCACUAAACAGAUGAUCGCAGAGCGGUUUGGUCGUGGUUCUCGGACUGUGGAUCUAGAACUGGAGGCUCAGAUAGAAGUUCUCCGGGACACCAAGAGGAAGUAUGAGACUGUGCUGCGAUUGGCCAGAGCCCUGACCAAUCACUUGUACAGCAUGGUGCAGACGCAACACGCCCUCGGGGACACCUUCACCGACCUCAGCCUGAAAUCACCUGAACUACAGGAUGAGUUUGGGUACAACGCAGAGACCCAGAAGUUAUUAUGCAAGAACGGAGAGACACUGCUAGGAGCCAUCAACUUCUUUGUGUCCAGCAUCAAUACACUGGUUAACAAGACCAUGGAGGAUACGCUGAUGACCAUCAAGAUGUAUGAGGCUGCUAGGUUGGAGUAUGAUGCGUACAGGGCGGACCUAGAGGAGUUAAGCGUUGGACCCAGGGAUGUGGUGAACAUGGCCCGUAUAGAUACAGCCCAGGAGCAGUACCAGCUCCACAAGGACAAAUAUGAACGUCUUCGCUCUGACGUCACUAUCAAACUCAACUUCCUGGAUGAAAACAAGGUAAAGGUGAUGCAUAAACAGCUGCUCCUGUUCCAUAAUGCCAUCUCAGCGUACUUUGCUGGGAACCAGCAGCAGUUGGAGCAGACCCUGAAGCAGUUCAACAUCAAGCUGAGGCCCCCAGGGGCCGACAAACCCUCCUGGCUUGAGGAACCAUGAGGGAGGUAGCCACAGGAGACAGGGCAGCCCAGGAGAGGCCCUCCUAACCUGGGAAACAGCGGACCCCCCCAAAACCCUUACUAUCCACUACAGUGGACCACGGACGGACAGACAGACGGACAGGACUACGUAGAGAUGGAUGGAUGGAUGAAUGGGCCAAGGGCCUUGUAUCUAUAGAGGACUGUGUCACAAUCAGGGACUUGUCUUAUUUUCCUCUCUUUCAUGAUCUCUCCUUUUCUGUCUUUAUCCACAAAUCCUCCUGUAUAAUAUAUUAUCUCCAGUCCUCUAUGUAAGUGAUAAUGCCCGAGAAGCCGGUGUUUGAAGGAUAUAUUGGCACCGGUUAGGCCCCGAGACUGAGUCGUAUAUAUCCUACAAACACCGGCUUCUCGGGCAUUAUCACUUUUACACAACGGGUUACCAACACAUUCAAAUGAUGAUUGACAUAUUUUCAUUAAACGUUAUUUUGAUGAAUUUAUUCACACUAUUUCGUCCUUCCACAAGAUAUUCCAUACUGACUAGCUCGCUAGCUACUCCAUACUGGCUAGCUCGCUAACUACUCCAUACUGGCUAGCUCGCUAACUACUCCAUACUGGCUAGCUCGCUAACUACUCCAUACUGGCUAGCUCGCUAACUACUCCAUACUGGCUAGCUACUCCAUACUGGCUAGCUCGCUAGCUACUCCAUACUGGCUAGCUACUCCAUACUGGCUAGCUCGCUAGCUACUCCAUACUGGCUAGCUACUCCAUACUGGCUAGCUCGCUAGCUGCUCCAUACUGGCUAGCUCGCUAGCUACUCCAUACUGGCUAGCUCGCUAGCUACUCCAUACUGACUAGCUCGCUAGCUACUCCAUACUGACUAGCUCGCUAGCUACUCCAUACUGGCUAGCUCGCUAGCUACUCCAUACUGGCUUGCUCGCUAGCUACUCCAUACUGGCUAGCUCGCUAGCUACUCCAUACUGACUAGCUCGCUAGCUACUCCAUACUGACUAGCUCGCUAGCUACUCCAUACUGACUAGCUCGCUAGCUACUCCAUACUGGCUUGCUCGCUAGCUACUCCAUACUGGCUAGCUCGCUAGCUACUCCAUACUGGCUCGCUCGCUAGAAACUCCAUACUGACUAGCUCGCUAGCUACUCCAUACUGGCUCGCUCGCUAGCUACUCCAUACUGGCUAGCUCGCUAGCUACUCCAUACUGACUUGCUUGCUAGCUACUCCAUACUGGCUAGCUACUCCAUACUGGCUAGCUUGCUAGCUACUCCAUACUGGCUAGCUACUCCAUACUGGCUAGCUUGCUAGCUACUCCAUACUGGCUAGCUACUCCAUACUGGCUAGCUUGCUAGCUACUCCAUACUGGCUAGCUACUCCAUACUGGCUAGCUUGCUAGCUACUCCAUACUGGCUAGCUACUCCAUACUGGCUAACUACUCCAUACUGGCUAGCUUGCUAGCUACUCCAUACUGGCUAGCUUGCUAGCUACUCCAUACUGGCUAGCUUGCUAGCUACUCCAUACUGGCUAGCUUG
This is a messenger RNA of Oncorhynchus gorbuscha (pink salmon), 2558 nucleotides long. RefSeq names its product ADP-ribosylation factor interacting protein 2b (gene arfip2b). The transcript has 8 exons. The record is from RefSeq and is a predicted model, not a curated record. Gene Ontology annotation, biological process: regulation of Arp2/3 complex-mediated actin nucleation; intracellular protein transport. Bases 1 to 1041 code for a protein of 346 amino acids. Gene Ontology annotation, molecular function: phospholipid binding; protein domain specific binding. Gene Ontology annotation, cellular component: trans-Golgi network membrane. Lineage: Eukaryota; Metazoa; Chordata; Actinopteri; Salmoniformes; Salmonidae.